Molecule: messenger RNA, 1187 nt
Organism: Topomyia yanbarensis
Lineage: Eukaryota; Metazoa; Arthropoda; Insecta; Diptera; Culicidae
Gene: HemK1
Product: MTRF1L release factor glutamine methyltransferase
Exons: 2
Coding region: 133-1110 (325 amino acids)
Biological process (GO): protein methylation
Cellular component (GO): mitochondrion
Molecular function (GO): protein methyltransferase activity; nucleic acid binding
Source: RefSeq, a predicted model, not a curated record
GUUAUUCUUCACAUGUUCAUACCAGAUCGAUUUUCAUUAAUGAAAAUGUACGUAAAAAUGUAAAUUUUCUUCUGUAAUAUUUUGCACACAUCCAGAGCUACGAAACACAAAAAUCAAAAGCACUCGGCAAAAAUGCAUGUCCUACGAUCGACACCUGGAUUUUUGAGGACUCCAACCAACACCAUCCUUCUUUUUCGACAACGUUUCUGUGCUGAAGCACUUCAUCCCACUCCAACCUACACCGUGCGCAGCGUUCAGGAGAAAUGGAAAACCCGUUUUAACGCGGAAAAAAUUCCCGAAGCGGACUCAUCAAUUGUAAACAUUCUAGCGCACGUUCUACAGUUCCCAUCUCCGGCGGACGUCCGGAAAAGUCAGGAUGUGAUACUCAACGAAACUCAACUAGUCAAAGUGGACGAGCUGUGCGAGUGCCGACUGGCACGGAUGCCCAUCCAAUAUAUUAUCCGUGAGUGGGAGUUUCGGGAUCUCACCCUCAAGAUGGUUCCACCGGUGUUCAUACCACGGCCGGAAACGGAGGAACUGGUGGAAUUGAUUCUGCAGCAGGUUGACACUCAGAAACGGAUGAGUUUUCUGGAAAUCGGUUGCGGUACCGGUGCGAUUUCACUCUCAAUCCUGAAGCAUGCUCCACUGGCAUCUGCCAUCGCCCUGGAUCAAAGCAAGAUGGCCUGUGAGCUAACCUUGGAAAACGCUCAAAAUCUUGACCUAUCCGGAAACCUACGAAUAUUCCGACACAAAGUGAUAGACAAACUUCCAGAGGAAAUCGAGGAUCAGAAAUUUGAUAUGAUCGUUAGCAAUCCACCGUACGUUCCAUCCGGUCAACUGUUGCAAUUGGAACCGGAAAUUAAAGUGUACGAAGACAUGCGAGCGCUUGACGGAGGUCCCGACGGAAUAACUGUUGUAAAAGCAAUACUGGAGCUAGCCGGCAAGCAUUUAAACAGUGAGGGCAUUCUUUGGUUAGAAGUUGAUAGCUCGCAUCCGCAAAUGAUAGCAAAGUAUCUGGAAGAUAAAGGUCUUGCGCUGGGGUUGAAAUACGUUUGCUCCUAUAAAGAUCUCUUCCAGAAGGAGCGUUUUGUGGAAAUUUUCAAAGAUUAAAUCGUCUAAACACUAGACAGUUGUUCACAGUUAUUAAUGCAAUAAUACAAACUCGCUUCUUGUUGAUCUAAAAUUUA